Messenger RNA from Erpetoichthys calabaricus (reedfish), 1437 nucleotides. Its product is annotated as tigger transposable element-derived protein 1-like. The transcript is spliced from 2 exons. Gene Ontology annotation, molecular function: DNA binding. The record is from RefSeq and is a predicted model, not a curated record. Lineage: Eukaryota; Metazoa; Chordata; Cladistia; Polypteriformes; Polypteridae. Bases 1 to 1437 code for a protein of 478 amino acids. Gene Ontology annotation, cellular component: nucleus.
AUGAACAUCAGCCACGCACUAAGCCUUAGCCGCUCUACUGCAGCAACAAUUAUCAAGGAUAAGGACCGUAUCCUAGAGCAUGUAAAGGGAUCAGCCCCUAUGAAAUCGACUAUGAUUACUAAACAUCGAAGUGGCAUAAUGAUUGAGAUGGAAAGAUUGCUAAUUCUGUGGCUGGAAGACCAGCAUCAGCGGUGUAUACCAGUAAGUCUAAUGUUAAUUCAGGAGAAGGCUAAACGAUUGUUUCAGGCAAAAAAAAAAAGUGAAAAGGGGGAAGGGAGUGAAAGUGAAGAGUUUGGGGCUAGUAUGGGUUGGUUCAUGCAUUUCAAAGCUUGUGCCAACUUGCAUAACCUUAAGGUACAGGGUGAAGCUGCUAGUGGGGAUGAGAAAGCAGCAAGCACAUUUCCUAAUAGGUUGGCUGAAUUAAUUAAAGAGGAGGGCUACUGUGCUGAACAAGUGUUUAAUGUUGACGAGAAGGGCCUUUUUUGGAAGCAUAUGCCUAACAGGACCUAUAUCGCCAAGGAGGAGAAGACAGCACCAGGCCAUAAAGCUGGCAAGGAGAGACUGACUUUGCUUCUUGAGGGGAAUGCUGCAGUGAAGGACUACUGUGUUAGCAAGGAACUACCUUUUAAGGUGUUGCUAGUGCUGGACAAUGCCCCAGGUCACCCUGCCCACUUAAGUGACUUUAACCCUAAUGUCAAGGUGGUUUACCUUCCACCUAAUACCACUGCCCUUUUACAGCCAAUGGACCAAGGUGUCAUUGCCUCUUUCAAGGCCUACUACCUCCGGAGGACAUUUGCUAUGGCCCGUAAUGCAACUGAGAAGGACAAGAACCUGACACUCAAAGACUUUUGGAAGUCUUAUAACAUUUACAAUGCUGCACAAAACAUUGCUUUUGCCUGGGAUAAAGUGAGGCGAACAAACUUAAAUGGUGUGUGGAAAAAACUGUGCCCCCAGUUUGUGUAUGACUUCCAUGGCUUUGAGGAGUCAGUGGAGGCUGUAACAGAGAAGGUUGUUGCCAUGGGUAAACAGCUUAAUUUGGAUGUGGAGGCUGAGGAUGUCACAGAGCUACUGGCAUCACAUGGAGAGGAGCUGUCUGCUGAGGAUCUCAUUCAGCUGGAGAAGCAACUAAUUGAAGAGGAAGAGAUAGAAACCCCAGAACCCAAGAGAUUUACCACCAGGGGUUUGGCAGAAGGUUUUUCUAUGAUAGAGGAUGGGUUGGCAAAAUUUCAGGCUGAGGACCCCAGAGAUGACAGAUUCAGUAAGGUCUACAGAGCUGUUAUGGAUGCCUUGCAAUGCUAUAGGCAGAUUUUGGAAGAUAAGAAAUCAUCAACCUUCCAGACUAGCCUGGAACAAUUCUUUAAGAAGGUACAGAGGCCUGCAACAGAUCCUGUACCCUCUACAUUAGCUGCUUCUGAAGAUGAAACACCUGUAGUAUAG